GCGCAGACCUGCAGCUCCGCGAGAGGGGAGCAAACAGACGCUGCGAUGAUUUUGCUCUUCUGCACAAAAACUGCAGCCAGCUCCGACCUGUGCCUCAGCCCUGCUGAAGGAAGGCGUUCUCCGCAAGCAAAGGGAAAAUUCCUUCCUCUCCGCGCUGCUCUCCAGCAGCUCCUGUACGUCCCUGCGGAAGCGCUGGAUCCUUCCUGCACAACGAAGCGCUGCCGCACGUGCGGGGCCUGGAGCUGCCGACCCCAGCAUGCAGGGAGGGCCAGGUCUUCUUUUUUCCCUUUCCUGCGGGCCGACGGAGCAGCGUGCUGCCGUCAGUCGGUGCUCCAGCAGGGCAGGGAGCAGCAGUGCAGCAGCGGCUCGGCACCGGCACCGCUGCAUCCCGAGCUGCGGGCUGGGAAGGGGCAGGGAUAGGGGCACGGAUAGGGGCAGGGAUUGCAGCGGCCGGAGGACGGCAGCAGCCGGAAGGGCCGUCCCGAUCCGCUCCGCACCGCCCCAUCCCCGCCCCAUCCCGGCCAUGGCGGCGGCGUUCCGGGCUCUUCGCGUUCUCCUGGGGCUCUUCUUCCUUCUCGCGGGCUCCGUGAAGCUCUCGGAGCGGCUCUCUGCCGACUCGCACCGCCAUAUGCAGGAGCAGUUCGUGCGAUUCGCGGAGGUGUUCCCCCUCAGGGACUUCGGCUUCUCCCCCUCUCCCGGCCCCUACCUGACGGCCGUCGGUGCGGUGGAGGCGGCGGCCGGGCUGCUCCUCGCCUUCGGGCCGCAGCUGCUGCAGGAGAUCAGCAACUUCGUGCUCAGCGUCGUCAUGAUCGGUGCCAUCUACACGCUGCUGGCGCUGCGGGAGCCGCUGGCCAUGUGUGCCCCCGCCACGCUGUGCCUCGGGCUGCUGCUGCUGCUCAACGUCCGCGGGCACGCAGCGCCCGCCAAGGCCAAGGCGGAGUGAGCCGGGACGGAGAGAGGACGGCGGUGCUGACGGGAGGCCGCGGCCGUUCGGUGCCGUCGGGGUGGUUUUAGCGGUGGCUCUGCUUGCUGUGAAGCGAUGUGACCACGCUGCUGUGUGCUGUCCCGGCUGCGGGAUGGAUGGUGACCCUGGCACUGCCAUCACUGCGGUGCUGGGCUGCUGGGUGGGCGGGUUGUGAUUUUUUGGAAUAAAGCCUCUGGGUUUUUUUUUU
This is a messenger RNA of Meleagris gallopavo (turkey), 1172 nucleotides long. It is a transcript of the gene TMEM35B, whose product is annotated as transmembrane protein 35B. The record is from RefSeq and is a predicted model, not a curated record. Lineage: Eukaryota; Metazoa; Chordata; Aves; Galliformes; Phasianidae.